ACCUUUAACAGGCAGUGGGCAGAUAAUCUCGUUUUUUGGAGUUAACACUGAAUUAAUUUGCUUCCUUUGACGUAAACAAAAUUACUCGGAAGUUAUUCUUAAACGCUUCAAGACAAAUGGCUCUAAAUGAUGGUGUAAGAAGGCGUGAACAGGCUGUUAGUGUCGGAAAUAUGUAUUGGUUGGUUUUGGUCGUCCACGCAUCACAUUCUUGUAAAAGGUUUAUUAUGUGGCUUUGAGGCCGUCCUGAACAGACACUUGAUGGUAUAAAAACUGGAUCCCCAAACUAAGACAACAGCCUCAGCCCUGACUCAGAGGGGACUAAUACUCUGAGGAUGGAUGUAGAUGGAGGAACGGCAGUCUCCAGAGAUGCUUAAAACAAUCCAGAACUUGUUUAUUAUUAGUUGAGAAGUUUUUAUUUCCCCAUAGUGAUGGGAAAAGACCCAAACUGGAAAAUGGAAUAUAAACUGGAGUUAAUGGUGCUUCUUGUGCUGCUGAUCACAGCUUCAUCUGUCGGCCUGAGGAGAGAAGAAUUUACUGAAGCAGUGGCAUAUUUAAGGAAGUACGGCUAUCUGCACAUCCCACUGGACAGUAAAGGCCAAAACCAUCCAGCUGAGGAGAUAGUGGAAGCACUAAGAAUCUUUCAGAAAGCAACAAACCUUCAAAUAUCAGGAAAACUAGAUUCAGCCACUCUGGCGAUGAUGAACAGACCUCGGUGUGGAGUGGAAGACUCUUUCAAUAACAAAUCUCUCAAAUAUCGAGUCAUGGGCCACUGGCGUAAGAAGAUGCUGACCUACAGGAUCUACAAUUACACCCCUGACUUGGGUCAGAGUAAGACCCGUUUGGCCAUCCAGAGUGCUUUUAAGUACUGGAGCGAUGUGUCACCUUUAAAGUUCAAGGAGCUGCAGCGAGGAAGAGCAGACAUAAGGAUCUCCUUUCACAGAAAAGACAAGUCGUGUCCGGUUCCCUUUGAUGGACGAGGUCAUGUUUUGGCCCACGCUGAUGCCCCUGAGUCAGGCAUUGUGCAUUUUGAUGAAGAUGAAGUGUGGACAGAAGGAAAGAACUCCGGCUCCAACCUGAGGAUCGUUGCAGCCCACGAGAUAGGCCACGCUCUCGGCCUGGGACACUCACAACACUACAGCGCACUGAUGGGACCUGUUUACAACGGAUACCGCUCAGACUUCAAGCUACAUCCAGAUGACAUACGAGGGAUCCAGGCUUUAUAUGGAAAGCCAGGGAAGACUCCUCCGCCCAGAAAGCCAAGUCACAUUGUACCAGGAGGUAUUCCAAAUCCUUGCAAGGCCACUCUGGAUGCAGUGAUGCUGGGUCCUUUGCGGAAGACAUAUGUCUUCAGUGGUCAGUACGUGUGGACGAUGUCCAGCUCUGGCUACAACACUCCCGUCCUGAUCUCUGCACUGUGGAAGGAGCUGCCAGGGAGCCUCAAUGCAGCUGUCCACUCUCAGCGGACCGGCAAAUCCUAUUUUCUGAAAGAUGACAAAGUAUGGAGAUACUCAAGCUUCAAACUUGACCACGGAUUCCCUAAACGCCUGGCCAACAUCCCUGCUAAUAUUGAUUCAGCCUUCUACUUCAAUAAGAACAAAAAACUUAUCUUUUUCAAAGGCUCUGGAUACUGGCAGUGGGAUGAAAUUGGCUCGACAGACUUCAGCUCAUAUCCCAAACCUAUUGGACAGCUCUUCCACGGGGCUCCCAGUAAUACUGAUGCUGCGUUCACAUGGACAAAUGGCCACAUAUACUUGUUUAAAGGCACUCAGUACUGGCGUGUAAACCAGCACCACCAGGCAGUUGAGAAGGCCUACCCUCUGAGCAUCGCCGCACGCUGGAUGCAGUGUGACGACUGAACCACAAGAGGCCACCGGGGAUUCAACACAAAUGUUACCCUGCAGAAUGAUUCAGUAUAAAAACAGAGAGAUGCUUAUUUAUUUGAAGGAAUUAGAGUAUUAUUAUUUUUUGGAAACACAGGCUGCAUGAAAUCAACACAAAGAAUAUGUAUUUUUUGUUUAUAUUAUUAUUUAAAAAGUAGUUAUUCACAUACAUGCAAUAGAAUAAGACAAACUAAGACUUUGGUCUGUGUGAUUCAGUAAGAUUAAAUGUUGUUAUCCAUUGACAAGGUGUUUACAACGGCUUUUUCACAUCAGACGUUUUGACUGUCAUUGUAGGAAAAGCACAGUUGUUGCUAAUAAUGUUAAUGAUUGCUUUAUUAUUAUUUACGCCUGUGCUUUCCCCCAGUCAUGUCUUGCAUGCGAAAAGCCUGUUGCAAGGACUAUUGAAUAACAGUAAGCACCCGCACACCUGCGAUUCACCUCAACCAGAACCAUAUUUAAAUCGACAUCUGCCUCAUUCUCAUGUUAGUUUUGUUGCAGCUGUGUGAAACAACUCACAUCUUUGAAUUCUUAUCAGAACAUCCUCUUAAAGCUUCACAGCUGUAAAGUCCUUAAUAAACGUCAGUUCUUAAUAUUUCUGUUUUAACAUUUCUUUUGCAGAGAACAACCAGAGUUGAAAAUUAAAUGUGUAGGCUGUCUAUUGUUUUCAAAUAAACUAAUCAAAUGAAACUAAAAUGAAUACUUGUGUCACCUCUGGACAACUUCAACCUCAGCCAGAGCAAAACAAAUGAAACUGAGAACACUCGUGUGGGUGUGCAGGGACUUGUGGCUAAAAGAGAUUUUUUUUUCCAAAGAUGAAAUAACACCUGCUUCCUCUCAGUACACUCAAUGGUUUUGCUGCUGUAUUAUGACAGCUAAUGUUAGUCAGUGUUAGCAAACUUAAGAUGGGUUUUGUUUGUGGAGUAACUGCCAUCACUGACUGUUAAAGGAGCAGUAUUUAGGACGGCUGUGGCUCAGGAGGUAGAGCGGGUCGUCCUCUAAUUGGCAGUUAGAUCCCAGGUUUCUCCUCUGUCUGCAUGUCGAGGGAUAUCUUUGGACAAGAUACUGAACCCAAAUUGCUCCUGAUUGGUGUGUGAGUGCAUUUAUACUGAUUUGCACCUUGGCCACUGGUGUGUGAAAAGGUGAAUGUGACUCUGUUGUGUAAAAGUGCUUUCAGUGGCCAGAAGACUAGAAAGGUGCUGUACAAUUCAAGUCCAUAUUUAGGAUUAAGUGGUAUCUAGCAGU
This is a messenger RNA of Epinephelus fuscoguttatus (brown-marbled grouper), 3122 nucleotides long. RefSeq names its product matrix metalloproteinase-19-like. Lineage: Eukaryota; Metazoa; Chordata; Actinopteri; Perciformes; Serranidae. Gene Ontology annotation, biological process: proteolysis; extracellular matrix organization; collagen catabolic process. The transcript has 9 exons. Gene Ontology annotation, cellular component: extracellular matrix. The record is from RefSeq and is a predicted model, not a curated record. Gene Ontology annotation, molecular function: zinc ion binding; metalloendopeptidase activity. Bases 429 to 1856 code for a protein of 475 amino acids.